Molecule: messenger RNA, 1715 nt
Organism: Brienomyrus brachyistius
Lineage: Eukaryota; Metazoa; Chordata; Actinopteri; Osteoglossiformes; Mormyridae
Exons: 6
Coding region: 76-1176 (366 amino acids)
Source: RefSeq, a predicted model, not a curated record
AGCUUUUUUGUGCUCCUCACUAGACACAACUUACAAAAAAGUGCAUGAAACAGUUCAGUGUAGUGAUAUGCAGUAAUGCUCAUCUUAACAAGUCUCCUACUCAUUUCUGGUCUUUGUGUUGCUGUUGGUCUGACAGUGAAUGACAACGUGGGAGAAACAGUGGAGCUGCCUUCAGUCCUGGAGAGUAUGAAAUUAGAAGAAUUUGACUUUCUGAUAUGGAUGUUUAAUGGAUGGAUCAUAGCUGAAAUGUCCAGUGGUCAGUUAAAAGUAAACCUUCAUGCUCAGUUCAAAGGACGACUGCAGCUGAGCCCUGAUUUCAGUCUAACAGUGAGGGAGCUGAGACUGGAGGACAGUGGGGAGUAUCGGCGUGUAGGAAGGAAGAAAGGUGGUUCACAGAUUCCCACGUAUAAAAUCCAGCUGCACGUUUAUGGUGUUUGUGUUGCUGUUGAUCUGACAGUAAAUGGCAGCAUGGGAGGGACAGUGGAGCUGCCUUCAGCCCUGGGGAGUCUGAAUGUGGAAGAUUGUUUGUUACUGAGGUGGAUAUUUAAUGGAAGUAACAUUGCUGAAAGGGUCAGGGGUAAAAAUGCAGCAUAUAAUCAUCCUCAGUUCCAAGGACGACUGCAGCUGAGCCCUGAUUUCAGUCUAACAGUGAGGGAGCUGAGACUGGAGGACAGUGGGGAGUAUCAGCGUGUAGGAAUGAAGAAAGAUGGUCUACAGAUUCCUACAUAUACAAUCCAGCUGCAGGUUUAUGAGCCCAUAACAUCAGUGUGGAUACAGCCAGAAUACACCUGGGACCCAGAGAACCACACCUGCGCUGUGCAUUUGGUCUGCAACUCAUCAGGAGGCCUAAGACCCUCUUACACCUGGAGGAUGAGGGAUCAGACAGAGAGCAGCUCCAGGCUGCAUUUCUUUCUUUCACCAGGAGAGGGCAAUGUCACCAUCACCUGCACUGCUGUUCAUGCUGCCAGUCAGAUGUCCCGCAGUCACACAGUGAAGUGCAUCCCCACAGUUGGCUUCUCACUGUGUCUGCUGAAGAUGGCAGUGUUCUCUGUGGGUCUGGUCAUCAUGGUGUCCGCUGUCAUCACUGUCCACCUCAGGGAGAGAUUCUACAGGCAAAGAGAGCCUGUCCAAGGGGCAGAGACAGAAGGAACUGCACCACCAGGUGGCAGACUGUAGGCGUCCUGUAUCCCUGUACACAGCAGCCUGUUUACCCCCAGCUUACACACCAUGGUAACAAUACUUAUAUUGGAAGGUCACUGUAAAUUGAAAAUAUUAAUUCAUAUCACAUCUCAGUGUCAUUUACUAGUUGGGUUAGUGGGUCCUAAAGAUCAGUCCCCUUUGGAUUCUCCUUAACCAGCUUGUAUGAGGAGGGUCUGAUACAAAGUAAAUAUUAGCAUGACAGUUAUGAGAUGAAUAUCUUCAAAUAACAUAUUUUUACCAGCCUGCGAACACUUUACAGCUAAAAUCGACACUGUUUCUCCACAUUUACAUUCCACAGUGUUUUAUAAUGUUUUCUACUUGAUCGUGUUUGUAAUGAGGACUCUAACUUUUGUGAGUAGAACAGCAAUCGAAUUAAAGGUGCAUGUAUGUCAGUGUCGACACAGUUUGUCACUCUGCUCACCCUGAGCCUCACUGACCACAUUCACUGAUGAUCAGGAAAACGAUGCUGCAUGCAGAGGUCAGCGCUUUGGUGUCUACAGCAAUGUGCAGCGGGA